Akanthomyces muscarius is the source of this 2025-nucleotide messenger RNA. RefSeq lists its product as uncharacterized. The coding region runs from base 1 to 2025 and encodes 674 amino acids. The transcript is spliced from 10 exons. Gene Ontology annotation, cellular component: membrane. The record is from RefSeq and is a predicted model, not a curated record. NCBI's taxonomy places the organism in Eukaryota, Fungi, Ascomycota, Sordariomycetes, Hypocreales, Cordycipitaceae. Gene Ontology annotation, biological process: transmembrane transport.
AUGUCUUCCCAGUGGCCAAAUAGGGUGCAACAUCUGCUUGACACAAGAAAUGGCCAAGAAGAGGUAGCGCUUAGUACACUACCCAGCAUACAUGAGCCAGAGAACAAUGAUACAAGCAACGAUAACCGCUCGCGCCAAAGCGACGAUAUAGAUCCCCUACAUUUUGAGCGGCCUGUUUUGAACCGAGACACAUCAAGACUCAGUGCGGAUCCUUCGCGCGUCUCAAAACCAAGCACGCCGAAUAGCUGGGAUGCCUCAAACUCUGUCCACGACUCCAGAUCUGCUACCACAGAUCACUCGAAUGGUUUGGGGGCAAACGGUGAACCGAAAGCUGUAGUCAGACGCCGAGAGCGGCGAGUGGUUGUCACGCCGAGUCAAGACAGACUUGUACACCGGAGGCUUCGCGGCAUCCAUCUUUCGAUGAUUGCUGUCAAUGCGACGCUAGGCACGGGCUUGUACUGGAGAGGCGGCCAAAUUCUUGAGCUGGGCGGACCACUCUCGACUCUGCUAGCGUUUUUGGUGCCAGGCAUUCUCGCGUGGGCAGUCAUGCAGUGCAUCACAGAGAUGCUGUGCAUCUGGCCCGUACCGGGAGCGCUCUCCGUCUAUGUGAGCGAGUUUAUAGACCCGGAGCUGGGCAUUGCGAUUGGUAUAACAUACUGGUUCACAUAUGCGGCUUCGUUUGCGGCUCUUGUCGCCACUGCCGCUGCCGAGAUACACUAUUGGAAGCAAGACGACAAAGCUUUUGACGGCGCCGUCUUGUACUUCCUAAUCCCACUGUUCCUGAUCUUUCUCAACUGCUUCAGGAUUGACAUCUAUGGAUGGUUCGAAGUAAUAAGCAGCAGUAUCAAAUUGGUAUUUCUAUUGAUUGUCAUCUGCUUCAUGGUCACUAUCAACGUAGGAGCCGGCACUGCCAACGAAGCCACUGGCACCACAUAUUGGGAUCGCCCCGUCGAGUAUGAUAGCGACGCGGCCGGAACCUGGUUCAAUAGCCUGGCCAUGUCCAUUUCCAUCGCCAGUUUCGCCUACGUCGGCGUCGAAGUCGUGGCCGCCUCCGCGCUGGAGGCGCGCUGGCCCAACGCAAACGCACGAACAAAUACCGACCUCAGCGAUCGCUCCAACGACGAGCUGCUCAUCGGCCAGACCGUCCGGUUCUCGUCCGUCUACAUCCCUGUGCUCGCCACCAUCUCAUAUGUCGUCGCCGGUGUCCUCGCGUCGUUCAACAUUCGCCGCGGCGACUGCCGCCUGCCACGACUCAGCUGGGUCAACAGCAGGGAGUGCAACAGCACCAGCCCCAGUAACAACCACACCACUUACGGCACCGGGAGCACGACGUCUGCCUUUGUCGCCAUCGCCAUCGAAGCGGGCCUGCCGCCGCUCGACCACGUCUUCAACGUAUUUCUCGUCUUCACGGCGCUGACGUGUGCCUGCACGAACCUGUACGUUGCCUCGCGCGCACUCUUUGGCCUCACGGCGCGUCUGGACGACUCGCCCGACCAGCCACUUCUCUUGCAGUGGCUCGCUUGGUUUGGCAAGACAAACAGGCACAUGGUCCCGAUGCGGGCCAUGAUCUUCUCGGCCCUGUCGUUUUGCUGGGUCCCAUUCCUGCAGCUACACAAGAACUCCACCAAUAUCUCCCUGUUCAUCGAAGUCCUCACGACAAUGGGUUCCGAUUCCGUCAUCAUUGUCUGGGCGUUUGAGUGCUGGGCCUUUAUACGAUACUACCAUUGCAUCCACAAGCAUCGCGCGGUGCUAGAGGCAUUGGAGCUUUCUCAGCCUUUCCUGGGCUACAUGGCGCUCGCGGGGUGCCUAUUUGUCUUGAUUGUAGCCAACAGCGCACUCAUGUGGAAGAGAUUCCAUCCAACGCCGUUUUUGUCCACUUUUCUCCUGCAAUUUGUCUUUUUCGCGGUGUGCAUUAUUUUGAAAGUUUUCCGUGGCGGCAGUUGGUCGUUGGUGGAUUUAAGUACCGCGGAUCGGGCGGCGGAUAAAAUCAGAAAACUACAUGAUAUUCGACUAGGCGCUAGUUAG